GUUCAAAAAACCAAACGCAGUCGGGUAAAAUAACUCAGCUGAGGCUCGGUGUUGUUCAGUCACAGGUAGCUUGAUUAGACACAGUUUUGAACCAGUAUCAGUCAAGUACUUGAAUCUGGCGAUUUACUCAGUAACUUAAGAACAUUUAGUCACUGGAAGUCAGACGCUCGUCGUACUUUGGACCUUCGAGGUAAGCAUGGCGCUGUCUUUGUCCUCCCCUUGUGGAUGCCCCUCCGAUGAGGAGGAAGAAAUGGCUGUGUUUGAGUCUACGGCAGCAGAGCAUGGAGGCCUGGCCAGACCACGUCUACCUGAGAUCUCUGUCAUUUCUCCUGGCUUGGACCCCCGGCAGUCCACUGCAGGACGGAAACUAGCAGUUAAACCUGGAUUGGUGAGACAAGGAAGUGGUGGCGAAAGAAAUACUGAGAGGGUGAAGGUUUAUCUGCGCAUCCGGCCACUUACUGAGACAGAGAGAGAGAGGGGAGAAGAACAGGGUUGCGUGGCUGUCCAAGAUGAAGAGACUCUGCUGCUAAAAGCUCCAAGGGACUCUCAGAACAUGAGGACUGCAGAGAGGGGCAUCACCCAGAGCAUGCACAAGUUCAGUUUCUCUAAGAUCUUUGGAUCAGAAACCACACAGCAGGUAUUUUAUGAGAGCACGAUGAAAAAUAUGGUGAAAGACGUGCUUCAAGGAGAAAACAGACUCCUCUACACUUAUGGUGUCACCAAUUCUGGAAAGACUUACACCAUUCAGGGUAGUGGUCGAGAGGCAGGCCUCCUGCCCCGAGCUUUAGUGUCUUUGUUUAGGAAACUGCAGGGUCGUCUCUAUGGUGCCAUGGACCUGAAGCCUGUCAUGUAUCAGGAUGUGCGACAGCUUCAACCCAGUGAGGUCAAGGUGGAGGAAAACCGCAGAAACUCUCUGCUCACAGAGGAUGAGAAUUUGACUUCUCGUCGAGGUGGCACCACUACAAUCGGAGACAGCGGCAUUGGAGGACUCUCCUCUACGAGUAACAUUGCCAGCCAGCUGGAAGACACUGAGAGUGUUUGUCUGGAGCCAGACGGCCUUUCACAGAGUGGAGGGGACGACCUUGAAGCAGGGGUGCAGUUUUCUAUCUGGGUGUCCUUUUAUGAGAUCUACAAUGAGUUCCUGUAUGAUCUGCUUGAUGCUUCACCCUCCAUGCAGCCCAGGAAAAGAGUCACACUGCGGCUUAGUGACGACAAGCAGGGCAACCCCUAUGUGAAAGACCUCACCUGGAUCCAGGUGCGCAGUGCCGAGGAAGCGUGGAGGAUUCUGAAGGCCGGACGUCGUAACCAGAGCUUCGCCAGCACUCACCUCAAUCAAAACUCCAGCCGGAGCCACAGCAUCUUCUCCAUCCGUGUCCUGCAUCUCCGCCCAGAGGCAGAUUCAGGCCAGGCCAUGCACAUCAGCGAACUGACUGUGUGUGAUCUGGCUGGGUCUGAACGCUGUAAAGAGCAGCGAAAUGGUGAGAGGAUGAAGGAGGCCAACAACAUCAACACCUCCCUUUUAACCCUGGGGCGUUGUAUUGCUGCUCUGAGGCACAACCAGAACAACAAAUCACGACCCCCUCAAGUGGUGCCCUUCAGGGACAGUAAACUGACCCGGGUGCUGCAGGGUUUCUUUUGCGGCAAAGGAACCUCCAGCAUGGUGGUUAACAUCAAUCCAUGUGCCUCCAUCUACGAUGAGACACUCCAGGCCCUCAAAUUCUCUGCUAUUGCUACCCAACUGGUCCAUGGCCCAUCCACAAAGACCAGAGUGGCCUACAUCCUUUCUCUACUGCACGAGCCAACAGGAAAUGGUAACGAAAGCACGGUGCUGGAAGAGGAUGAGAGUGAUGUCGAAGACGGAGACAUUACCAUGUUAAAUACAGAGGCUUUGCUGCAGGCCAUUGAUGUUCUGAAGAGAGAGGUGCAGCGCCAGCGGGAAGAGAAAGAGGUUCUUGAGGCAAAUGUGAGAGAGCAGGUGGUCUCUGAGAUGAUGGAGGUCAUCUCUGGGAUGCAAGAUGGCUUCAGUGAGACCCUGGAGGCAGAGAGGGCUCUAAUCGAAGAGAGGUACGAGGACAAGAUAACUAACCUGCAGAAACAUUUGAAGAAAUUCUACAGCCAGGAGCUGAAGGAGCGUGAUCAGGAGAUUGAAGCUUUGUCUGCUGCCCUUGAAAACAACAAAGAGGCUGAAUCCGUCCCCACGGUAGUGCCACAAGGAGACGGGCCUCGUCGUUCUGAGCGCCUCACCACUCAGACAGAGCUUAGCCAACUGCGUGCUGAGCUCGACCAGUGCCGCGCUGAGCUGCUCACCAAGACACAAGCGCUGACAAAGCUAAAAAUGCAACUGGAAGUGUCAGGUUCAACAGGCAACCUCACCGGUGCUGCUGACCGCAAGCUUGAGGAAGGUCAAAGGAACCUGCGUCAGCUGCGUGUGGAUUUGCAGAGGCUCGGGGUGGACCUGCAGUCCGGUGAGCGUGCCUGCUGUCGCAACACAGGAGGGGAACGGCUACGCCAGGCAUUAAAUGUUGCAGAUGAGACACUUGCCAAACAGGACCAGAUCCUGGUGGAGCUCCAGAAUGGCCUGAUGCUGGUCAAAGCUGACUUAAGGCGAAAAGCAGAGACUCUGGCCCAGAUUCAGGCCACCCGGCCCCAGCUCCCCCUGUCUGGCCUUUCUGCCUCCACCACACCAGGUUCUUGUAAGAAGAGGGGCUGUGGGACUGCUGCAGCAAUCGAAGCUGAAAACCGGCCUCCGCAGAAACGGCCCUUUUUCCAGUCUCUGUUCCCAACACGCACGCCAACACGUAAAUACAACACUGCUGCUGUUGAAGAAGCAAACCUUACCCCCUACUCCCGGAUCUUGCGGUCUCGUCAGCAGUCUCCACCUCCGAGCCCUGUCCCCACCCCUCGUCGUCUCAGGGGGAAGUACUGAGCUAUUUAGAGCUUCAGAAGGAGUCUGUUCUUCUUUAAUAUUAUGCAAAAACAAAGUCAAAGUCAUACUUGUUGGUAACUUUUAUAGUAUUUUUAUAUUGUUAUAUAUAAAUUCACUGUUUGCCGUGAGGUUUACUCUGUCAUGCCAAAUACAGUUAUAAUAUUCAUGACAGUAAAAGAGUUGCUUUAAAUGAGGUUGCAGUACACAACUAAGGUAACUGAGGCACUCCUGAGCAAUAAAGCUGCUCAGUGUGGUAGUUGUGGACUGUAUGGUAAUUGUGCAUGUGUGUGAUUAACCUUCUCAGCCUCUGCAACUCCACAUGCCUUUGCCGUACUACUGUUUUCCACAAUAUGAUAUAUGAAAGCACUGUUUUGAGUAGUCAGAAAAAAUGCUUUUUACUAACAUUAAAAAUGGAAUUCUCACUGCACUAAUAUCUUCAUUUAAUUCACUUACAGUGUUUUCGUGUCCUGUACAAAAUACACAGAAACAGUCCUUGCAAAGCUGGUAUGCUUUAAACUAUUUAUAUGUACAGCAUUGGUGAGGCAUGAAUCGUGACUUCAACUCAAAACAGGAUCUGUUUAUGUGCUGUCUUUGUUCUAC
This is a messenger RNA of Xiphias gladius (swordfish), 3526 nucleotides long. It is a transcript of the gene kif20a, whose product is annotated as kinesin family member 20A. The record is from RefSeq and is a predicted model, not a curated record. The transcript is spliced from 19 exons. Gene Ontology annotation, cellular component: spindle microtubule; nucleus. The coding region runs from base 197 to 2926 and encodes 909 amino acids. NCBI's taxonomy places the organism in Eukaryota, Metazoa, Chordata, Actinopteri, Istiophoriformes, Xiphiidae. Gene Ontology annotation, biological process: mitotic spindle assembly; microtubule-based movement. Gene Ontology annotation, molecular function: ATP binding; microtubule binding; plus-end-directed microtubule motor activity.